Molecule: messenger RNA, 417 nt
Organism: Trichomonas vaginalis G3
Lineage: Eukaryota; Parabasalia; Trichomonadida; Trichomonadidae
Product: protein of unknown function, DUF4107 family
Exons: 1
Source: RefSeq, a predicted model, not a curated record
AUGGUAGCUUGGGCAGCUUUAGGCGCAAUGGGAACAAAAGCAUUAGCAUUUGGAGCAAAAGCACUUGGAGCUUAUGACGCAGUAAAUAAAAUGAGUGGAGGAAGGGUUUCGAAGACAUUAGAUGCAAAUAAAGGAAAGAUUGGAGGCUGGGUUGCAAAGAAGUUAAGAUUAAAUAAAAUAGGGCUCAUAAAUAAAGCAUCCAAUUUGGUUGCGACUGAGUCAGAAAAUGCUUUAGGAAAGGACGAUGAGUUUGCAAAACACGCAAAAGACUUUAAUGACCAGAUGAAAGGUGAAACAAUGCAUUUAAAUAGAGUCGAUGGAACUAAAGAAAAUGUUUCUUCUCCACCAGUAGUUUAUCCAUACGGACCUUAUGGAAUGUAUGGAAACCCUUACGAAAGACCAUUUGACCCAUUGACU